UCAGGGACAGGGGGUUACACGAAUCUGGAAAGCAAGUGUGGGAAGUGGAAAUGGAUCAUGGAUUUAGAUGAAUGUUGACAUUCGUGUUGAUCCAGUAGCGUUCGACCUAUAUUUCUAGAGUUGACAUUGACAGUUUAACAAAUAUGGCCUUCAGGUUUAAUUGCAGAAAUAGUGGCGACUAAAACUCAACGACUAAAUGAAGAUGUAAGCAACUAUUGAACCAUGAGAGAAUAAGUAUUAUUUUUUGUAACUUGUUACCCAAAUGUGAUGUAUUAUAAUUAUUUAUUAACGAGUUCAUUAGAACUUGGAAAUGUGUAGUGAUAUACAUAAUUCUGUGCUCCUAAGCACUUUCUACAGUGGUAAAAAGAAACUGAGAAUAAUUUUUCACAAAGGAAAUAUUGUCUGGGACAAUGAGAAGCCUCCAUCUGAACAAUACACUUUACCAAUUGAAAACAUUAUAGCCGUUCAACACAAUUAUUUAAGGAAUACCCAUCCAUCAGAAAACAAACAAAUAGAUCCCAAUUCGUUUACCAUUCACUAUUCAGAAAGAGGAAAAUAUGCUAAAUGGGUUUAUAAAAAUGUGUCGCUAAAACAUUCAGACCCUUUACAAGUAUCAACAUGGAUUAAAACAUUACAAAAUUAUUUACAACGUUUAAAAAAAAGGCCAAAGCAUUUAUUAUUAUUUGUAAAUCCAUUUGGUGGAAAGAGAAAUGCUUUGCAGAUAUAUGAAAAAUAUGGAAAACAUUUAUUCAUUGUCGCUGGUAUAGAAGUUACAGUAAAUAUUUCCCAGAGGAAGGAUCAGAUUAAGGAUUAUAUUGUUAAUCACAACUUAGAUAUGUUUGAUUCUGUAGCUUGUGUUGGUGGCGAUGGUACUCUUUCUGAGUUAUUUAAUGGACUAGUUUUACGUGAAUGUCGAUUAAGAGGUAUAGAUGCUGAUGAUAUAAACCAAAACUUGCCAAAGCCCAAAAUACCAGUUGGUGUAAUACCAGGUGGUAGUACUGAUACUAUAGCUUACUGUAUCCAUGGUACUACUGAUCCAACAACAGCAGUGUUACAUAUAAUAUUUGGAGAUUCUCUGGGUUUAGAUUUAGUCUCUGUUUAUGAUGAGCAUAGCCUACUGCGAUUAUAUGCUAGUGUAUUAAGUUAUGGCUACCUAGGAGAUGUAGCUUACAACAGUGAUCAGUAUCGUUGGAUGGGACCUCGACGAUACGAUUAUUCAGGUUUCAAAAAGUUGGUGCGAAAUAAAGGUUACCAGGGAGAAAUUGCCGUCUACUCAGAAUCAGAAAGUGUUGAGGAGACUACCUGCAGAGAAAAUUGUGAAAGAUGUGAACUAAAUAAGAAAACAGAAUGUGAUAAAUUAGGUUGUAAGUGGCAGACACUGUCAGGGAAAUUUUUUAUGGUGAGUGGUGCCAAUAUUAGUUGCGCCUGCAGUCGCAGUCCCAAAGGUAUAGCACCCUACAGCCAUCUGGGUGACGGCAUGGUUCAUUUGGUUCUAGUAAAACAUACUACUGUAUUAAAUAAUUUAAGGUUAUUAUUAAGACUUUCAAGUGCAGAUUCAACCGUUGAGGACUUGCCGUUUGUGGAAACAGUCAGCGCUCGGGAGUUCUGCUUCCGGGCUGUAGGGGGGCAUAGCAGGUGGAACUGUGAUGGAGAAGUUCAGCAUCAGACAAACAUUCGUGCGAAGGUGCGUUGUCAAUUGCUCACAAUUUUUAGUCGUGGUAGUCCAAGGUAUGCUCCUCCCAAAUCAACCUGCUGUGGAUUCUGAGCCUUAUUGCCCAUAUUUUUAGUAUUUAACUCAGUAUUUAUUUCAACUUUAUUAUGAGAAAUCUAAGUAUUAUUACUUGCUCAUACUUUAGUAUGGAAACUGUGAGGGAAAAAUCUUGGACAUGGUUUACUGUUAAGUCAUUCCUGUUUUCUUGGAUGUUGUUAAUUUAUACUGUUAACUAUUUUUUAUUAAUUACUGUAUAAAGGCCGUCUAUACUUAAUAUUUGCUCUAUAUGUUAUAGACUGAUGCUCAUUCCAAGUAUGGCUAAUAAAAAUUUUAUUUUAAUGAUA
Anoplophora glabripennis (Asian longhorned beetle) is the source of this 2055-nucleotide messenger RNA. RefSeq names its product ceramide kinase. Bases 311 to 1765 code for a protein of 484 amino acids. Lineage: Eukaryota; Metazoa; Arthropoda; Insecta; Coleoptera; Cerambycidae. The transcript has 6 exons. The record is from RefSeq and is a predicted model, not a curated record. Gene Ontology annotation, molecular function: kinase activity.